GCCCACUCCGGUGAGGUCGGCCCCGCCCCGCCCCGGCCAGCCCCUGGGGACUCGGGCGGGCUGCACAGGUCAGGAGGGCCGGGCCGGCCCUGGGGCUGUGGCUGGAGGCUGGCGGGAGCCGAUGAGGGGACCAGCGGGAGGAGGCCCCCAGGCUGGUCACCAUGGCAAGUCGCCAGGUGCAGGCCUGGUGAGGGGCCUGCACGGUCUCAGCAUUCCAGCGAGGGCCGCCCAGCCCUUCUUCUCUGAUCAAGGGACCUACCGGAUGGAGCACGGCUUUGAGACGCAGCCCAGAGCCCCCAGCCCCGGACCCUCCUUCUCCCGCGGCCACCGGCUGGGGUGCCCCGCCCGCUCCUCCAGGCUCCCGGGAGGGGGUUCCGCGCUCACCCCUGUCCUCAGGAAGACCAUUCGUCUGGACUCCUUCCCCCAAAGCCACAUCCCACAGGCGCCCGGCCGCCAGGGCCUCGGGGCCAGGGCCCGCAGCGUGCCCCCGCGCGAGUCCGGGGACAGCCCGGCGCCCAGGAAACUCAGCUCCAUCUCCCUGACGCUCCGCCAGAACAGCCAGGCGUGGCCGCUGCACCCCCUGCCUUCUCCCUGGGGAGAGCUGCCCACUCUGGGCCAGGAGGCCGCCAUCCAUGGGAAAGGAAAGCUGUCCACUCCGGGCUCAUUGUCUGUGUCCCUCGUGCCGGGGAGCAGGGUCCGGCCCGAGGGCCCAGAGAACCCACCUCUGGCCAAGCCCAGCCGGAUGCCACUGGUGGAGAAGCCGCUGGUCAGUUCCUACCUGACCCUCCCCUUCCAGUCCCGACUGACCCAGAGCCCACCAGGCCCACUGGGGCAGGGCUUGGUGAGUCAGCGGCACCUGGUCCCGGCGACUGUCCACGUGCCCGCCAGGGCCGCCCCAGGACGAGGCAGGAGCCGGGCCAGGGGCCUCCCGAGGCCCCGGCUGCAUCUGCAGAGGCCCACCCUGGCCAGCCUUGUCCUGGCACCCGCGAUGGCCGUGGACUCGGCUACUCUGGACACAGCGGGGUCAGGCCCAGCCCGGCCCUCAGCUGCAGUGGCCACCCACAGACCCCGCCUGGCUGUCGGUCUGGUCACCACAAGCACAUCCAGAGUGGACGCGGGCACAGAGCUGCCUGCUCUGGAGACCAAGCCGGGCUCAGCCUCAGACUUGUCUGUCGUGGGCACCGGCAUGGCCGGCAUGUUUGCGGACCUGGCACUCCCGGACCCAGACAAGCUGGGCACAGCCACAGCGAAGGCAGAUACCACCGCUGGGACCGUGGCCACGGGCUGGGCCGCACCAGGCCCAGCCAAGCCAGGCACAGCCAGGUCCGACACGGCCGUGGUUUGUGCCCGAGCAAACACCAUCACGCUGCACGUGCCAACAGACCCUGUUGCUCUGGAUAGGACCAGGCUGGGCCCAGCGCUGGGCUGGGUGAUGCCAGUCCUCCCAUGCCCAGCCACGGGGGACUCUGCCACCGAACCCCUGAUGCCGAACAGAAGCACAGACCAAGCUCUGGACUGCGCAGCCGCGGCUGCCACAGUGGCCCAGGCCAGGGAAGCCACAGGGCUCCCAGAGACCAGGACGGACGCAGCCAUGUCAGAGCUGGUGCCCGAGCCCAGGCCCAAGCCGGCAGUGCCCAUGAAGCCCGUCAGCAUCAACUCCAGCCUCCUGGGGUACAUCGGCAUCGACACCAUUAUCGAGCAGAUGCGCAAGAAGACCAUGAAGACCGGCUUCGACUUCAACAUCAUGGUCGUCGGUCAGAGUGGACUGGGCAAGUCGACGCUGGUCAACACGCUCUUCAAAUCCCAAGUGAGCCGCAAGGCCUCCAGCUGGAGCCGCGAGGAGAAGAUCCCCAAGACCGUGGAGAUCAAGGCCGUGGGACACGUGAUAGAAGAAGGAGGGGUCAAAAUGAAGCUGACCGUCAUCGACACACCGGGCUUUGGAGACCAGAUCAACAACGAAAAUUGCUUGCGCCCCCUGGACCUGGAGUUCAUGAAGCACCUCAGCAAGGUGGUGAACAUCAUCCCGGUCAUUGCCAAGGCGGACACCAUGACCCUGGAGGAGAAGUCUGAGUUCAAGCAAAGGGUUCGCAAAGAGCUUGAAGUCAACGGCAUUGAAUUCUAUCCCCAGAAGGAAUUUGAUGAGGACCUGGAGGACAAGACGGAGAACGAUAAAAUCCGGGAGAGCCCUUUAAAACCGAUAACUCUCAGACACAACUCCAGUAAGGAAAAGGACACAGCUGUGCCAGGCAGCCGUAUGGGGCCCGGUGCCCGGGGACACGGGGUACAGGGCAUGGGGCCUGCCUUCUUGGACCCCUGGGGCCGCCUGGCUCGGGACCAGUUUGUUCUGUCCACAGUGGAGAACCUCAGCCACUGUGAGUUUGCCCUGCUUCGGGACUUUGUCAUCAGAACCCACCUCCAGGACCUCAAGGAAGUGACACACAACAUCCACUACGAGACCUACCGGGCCAAGCGGCUCAACGACAACGGAGGCCUCCCCCCGGGAGAAGGCCUCCUGGGCACUGUCCUUCCACCUGUGCCGGCCACCCCCUGCCCCGCUGCUGAAUGAAGGCCAUUUCAAGCGGCUUCUCCCUCCACCCUCUCGGCUGCUAUCGCCGCAGGGCCAGGCUCUCUGCGGUCCUUGUCCCGCCCAGCCCCCCGCAGGUGGGAGGGCCCAGCUGCCCCUCUGGGCCAGCUGCCCCCCCAUCUGUCCAACCCACCCCCACCCCAUGGAACGGAGCUCUUGCCAGCACUGCCCUCCAGCGUCUGUCUGCCGGCCCCGGCCCAUCUGUAGGGUGGAAGAACUCGUCACGAGCUUCUUCCCAGCCCAUCCCAGCUACUCGUCGCCACCCGCGAGGGCGGCCUUGCUCCCGAUCAUCCAUCUGCAUGAGCUACUCUUGGCUUCCUUAGAGGGGCAAGAAAGCUGCUUUUCUGCCUGUCAGAUGUGUUGAGCAGCUGUGUGCACCCCAACGUGGGACAACCGUGGCUCCUUCACUGCUUAUCAGGGUGGGCCGUUACAGGUGGGAGGGAGUGAGGGCUAGGGGCGCUUCUUCAAAAAUCACAUGUGGCCGGCCCUGAGAGAGGUUUCACAUCCUCCCAUAUAACACAGCCCUUGAGGAAGAGUAGUUUUCCCAUAGAGGUUUCUGGAGUUGACUUCCUAAUCACUCAAAAAAAAGAACUAAACACACACGAAACUCCAGAAACGCAUGAGAUGUGACUCGAGAAAGAAAAAAGCACCCUUCUGUCUACUUAGCAAUAAGAGGGAUCUCUUCCCACCCACCCUGAGGACUCCUGUUCCCACCUCUACCCCGUCAAUGUGAGUAGUGAGUUAGCCUGGCCACACUCGGCCACUGGAGGCUAGUGGGAAAUACCCAGUGGAGGUGAAGCCCCCAACAGAUGCAUGAAUGUUUGCGAAUGUCGCUGCCACUCACUGCCCCCACACUGUGUCUUAGGGAAUCCCCCUCAACCUCUGUUCCCCAUCUCCACCUGGACACAACUUGCUGAGGCUGGUGACUGUGGGCCACUCAUCGAACACCAAGUCCUAGUGGAGUAAGGCCCAAGCCUAGGGGAUGCAAGGACGACCCAUUUCCUAAAUGUGACCAGUCCCAGCCAACCUUCUGGAGACGUUCUGGUUAAGUUUCCCACUGAAAACAAGCCAACAGACAAACUGGUUGUGUAAAUGUUGCUAGACUUUGUGUUGUACAACUAAACAUUGCUGUUU
Messenger RNA from Condylura cristata (star-nosed mole), 3718 nucleotides. RefSeq lists its product as uncharacterized. Gene Ontology annotation, biological process: cytoskeleton-dependent cytokinesis. The record is from RefSeq and is a predicted model, not a curated record. Gene Ontology annotation, cellular component: cell division site; septin complex; neuron projection. The transcript is spliced from 11 exons. NCBI's taxonomy places the organism in Eukaryota, Metazoa, Chordata, Mammalia, Eulipotyphla, Talpidae. Gene Ontology annotation, molecular function: GTP binding; molecular adaptor activity; GTPase activity. Bases 122 to 2566 code for a protein of 814 amino acids.